UUUCCGACCAACUUGGACCCACUACCAACCUUUUGAAACUGCUUAUAAAGGCAAUGAAACUUUUGCUUUGCCCACCUCACUCAGUGGAACAGGUUUCUACUCCUAGAACUUCCACUUUCUUCUGGUAGAAUACAACCCUUGCUCUGAGAUGGCUCAGGGAAGAGGCAGGGCAGAUUAUCAGGCCAAGUUCACAGUUGCUUUGCUACUGUGUUUACUGGUUUGCCUUCAAAAUAUUGAUGCGGCAACUUAUACUGUUGGAGGCGCCAGCGGUUGGACUUUCAACAUGGCUACUUGGCCAAAAGGGAAAAGCUUCAGGGCUGGUGACGUGCUCGUAUUCAAUUACGAUGCGACAAUCCACAAUGUGGUAGGUGUGAACAGAGCAGGUUACACCGGUUGCACCACACCGGCAGGCGCAAAAGUGUACACCUCAGGGAAAGAUCAGGUAACACUGGCGAAGGGACCAAACUUCUUCAUAUGCAACACUGCUGGCCACUGUGAGUCUGGAAUGAAGAUUGCCAUAAAUGCAGUCUAACGCAAAUCUAGAUUUUCACCCACUGUCUUCUUAAGAAUAAGUUAAAAAGUAUCAUCGUGCUUUGGUUUAGGUAGCUGGCGUGAGUAGAAAAUUAGGAAAAAACAAAAUGUUUCAUUGUUGUAAUGUUGCCAAGUUUUAGCAGAUGCAAUGUUUUAUGUGCAGUAGUUUUGUGUAUAUUCACUUUGUAAGGCCCACCAGGGCUCACGGACUUUGUUUUACUUGUAUUUAGUUAAAAUCGGUGUUGGUAUUGCGUUA
This is a messenger RNA of Theobroma umbraticum, 787 nucleotides long. RefSeq names its product basic blue protein-like. Gene Ontology annotation, molecular function: electron transfer activity. The record is from RefSeq and is a predicted model, not a curated record. Gene Ontology annotation, cellular component: plasma membrane. NCBI's taxonomy places the organism in Eukaryota, Viridiplantae, Streptophyta, Magnoliopsida, Malvales, Malvaceae.